UAAAAGAAUCAUUAUGUCUGGAAGAGGCAAAGGCGGCAAGGGACUCGGGAAAGGAGGCGCUAAGCGUCACCGCAAAGUUUUGCGUGAUAACAUCCAGGGAAUCACCAAACCCGCCAUCCGUCGUCUCGCUCGCCGUGGUGGUGUCAAGCGUAUCUCUGGUCUGAUCUACGAGGAGACUCGCGGUGUGUUGAAGGUGUUCUUGGAGAACGUGAUCCGCGAUGCUGUUACCUACACUGAGCACGCCAAGAGAAAGACCGUCACCGCCAUGGACGUCGUUUACGCUCUGAAACGACAGGGACGCACCCUCAUAUUGAGUCUACACGUAAGACAGGAAACUGCAAUGGCAAGAACUAAGCAAACCGCUCGCAAAUCCACCGGUGGUAAAGCCCCGAGGAAGCAGCUCGCUACCAAAGCCGCCCGUAAAAGCGCUCCAGCCACCGGCGGCGUCAAGAAGCCUCAUCGUUACAGGCCGGGUACCGUGGCUCUGCGAGAGAUCCGUCGCUACCAGAAAUCCACCGAGCUGCUGAUUCGCAAGCUGCCCUUCCAGCGUCUGGUCCGAGAAAUCGCUCAAGAUUUCAAGACUGAUCUGCGCUUCCAGAGCUCCGCCGUCAUGGCCCUGCAGGAGGCCAGCGAGGCUUAUCUGGUCGGUCUGUUUGAGGACACCAACUUUUCUUGAAGAAUCAUCAUGUCUGGAAGAGGCAAAGGCGGCAAGGGACUCGGGAAAGGAGGUGCUAAGCGUCACCGCAAAGUUUUGCGUGAUAACAUCCAGGGAAUCACCAAACCCGCCAUUCGUCGUCUCGCUCGCCGUGGUGGUGUGAAGCGUAUCUCCGGUCUGAUCUACGAGGAGACUCGCGGUGUGUUGAAAGUGUUUUUGGAGAACGUGAUCCGUGAUGCUGUUACCUACACUGAGCACGCCAAGAGAAAGACCGUCACCGCCAUGGACGUCGUGUACGCUCUGAAACGCCAGGGACGCACCCUGUACGGCUUUGGAGGUUAAACAUAUCUGUGCUAUUACACAAACCCAAAGGCUCUUUUAAGAGCCGCCCACUUUUUCAAAAAGGCGCAUUUCAUGAUGUUAUGUUUUUUGUAAAUGAGAACAGUGAGGUUCAGCGAAAUAUAACAAUUUUUUUUUUUUAAACUUAUUAUUAUAAAAUUAAUGAGAGUUCCGGCACGCUGUAAUAUACACCCCCGAUUACACAAACGAGGCUUAAACCUAGUCCCAGUCUAAAAUACAUGUUUGAGCUGUAUACAACUGAAAGAAAACUUGCUCUGACGUUUUAAAACGUGUUAAACCAUUGUUUUGUUUUAAGAUACAGUCCAGUAAUGUUUUAUCAAU
Molecule: messenger RNA, 1336 nt
Organism: Labeo rohita (rohu)
Lineage: Eukaryota; Metazoa; Chordata; Actinopteri; Cypriniformes; Cyprinidae
Exons: 4
Biological process (GO): nucleosome assembly
Cellular component (GO): nucleosome
Molecular function (GO): structural constituent of chromatin; DNA binding; protein heterodimerization activity
Source: RefSeq, a predicted model, not a curated record